AUGUCUCUAAAUAUGGAUAAAGCGAUUCGAGGAGCGACAAAGCAAAAACGGGCUGCUCCAAAGAAGAAAUACCUCGAUGUUUUGAUUCCAGCCACUUCUAGGGAUGAUACUUUAGAAACAAUGUUUAUGUCGCUUGAUUAUCGAUUGAAGGAACACUCGUGGACGGUAGUUUUCAAAAGCCUCAUUGUCAUUCACAUCUUAAUGAGACUUGGUAAAAAUGAUCGCGUUUUAAACCAUUUGGUAAAGUAUCCGGGUUUAUUAAACGUUUCAGGUUUUAAAGAUAAAUCAGGCUCUCACGGUGUAGUGCAAACUAAAAAUAUACAUGCUUAUGCCAUUUACCUUGAAGAAAAAGUAGCGGUAUAUCGAGAAUUGAAAAUUGAUUUUAUAAAAGCUACAAGCGAGGAAGGUAUUGGACGAUUAAGGAAACUUACUGUUGCUAAAGGACUAUUGAGAGAAGUUAAAAUAUUACAGCGUCAAUUGGCGGCUUUAUUGAAUUGCAAGUUUUAUUUGGAUGAAGUCGAUAACGAAAUUACUUUAUUAGCUUUCAGGCUUUUGGUUAAAGACUUACUGGUUUUGUUUCAAGCUGUAAACGAAGGUGUUAUAAAUGUUUUAGAUCAAUUUUUCGAAAUGUCGAAAAUAGAUGCUAAAGAUGCAUUACGUAUUUAUAAGGCAUACGUUAAACAGACCGAAAGAGUGGUGGAUUAUCUAGGAGCAGCGAAAAAUAUACAAGUUUCCCUUGGAAUUGAUAUUCCUAAUCUAAAACAUGCACCUAUUUCAUUGACAUCUUCCCUAGAAGAUUAUGUCAACGAUCCGGAUUUUGAAAAUAACAGAGCGCAAUUUAAGUGUGCAAGGGAAAAACGAUAUAAAACACCAAAAGAGCAAUCGAUUUCAAGGAAACUCGUAAAUAAUAAUAAACCUUUUGAAAACAAAUCAGGAAAUGAUUCAAAAAUUGUUUCUAUAGCUUCUUUACCUGCUCCAUCUUUGACUACUCCAAGUAAUAAAGAAACUCCAACCAAAGAAAUUGACUUUAUUGAUUUUUUUGCAAGCAUUGAAAAAGAACACACUGUGAUUUUUGAUCAAAAUACGGUUACAAAUACUUUAGACACGAAUUCAUUGCCUUGCGAUACCGCUACUAAUCCCUUUUUAGUCAUGCAAAAUCAAAGUAAACAGUUUCCAAUGCGACAAAAUUUAAGUCAACAUACAUUUCAACCUGUAUCCACAAUGCAAGAUACCAACCCAUUUCGUUCGUCAAUUUACGUACAAGACCCAGUUCAUAUAUCACAAGCUUAUCAGAAUCCAUUCUUUCAAUCAUUAUCCACUAUUAAGAAUGUUUCGAAUCCAUUUGAUUCAAUUGAUUCCGGAACACAAUUCCAAUCUCAAUUAUCUCAACAAGCUAUACAACCCUCAUUUACAUCAACUUCAACAACUUUUGAUAAUAAUCCUUUUAGAAGGCUAUCUGUACCUCCAAGGCAGCAGACACAGUUAACGGGUUUUGUACAAUCAAUGCAUUCUCAAGAUUCAUCCGCCUCAAGUUUUCAAUCAACAGAUUCAGCAUUCUCUCAGAAUCGAUUCUCAUCAUAUUGA
Molecule: messenger RNA, 1584 nt
Organism: Funneliformis geosporum
Lineage: Eukaryota; Fungi; Glomeromycota; Glomeromycetes; Glomerales; Glomeraceae
Source: the annotation of a GenBank genome assembly